AAUGGAUAACGCCAGCGAAAACACUAACGGCCCAGUGAGCGACUAUCCGAACAGCGUCGUCUUAACAGCACUACAACAGCUACUUGAAAGAAAAUUCCCAUCACAAUUAUUUACUUACGAAUUGUUGCCGGCUACCAAAAAGGGUGAAAAUUACAUAGGAAUUCUGUACCGCAUUGCUGUUAAAUUAGAUGUAAGAACAGGAAGUUCUUAUUCCAGUCUAAUUCUCAAAAUACCACCACGAAGCCUCACAAGGCGUAAGCAAUUUUUCAUCAGACCUUGCUUUCUGAGGGAAUCACUGGCUUAUCAAGAGUUUUUACCGAUGGUCAAACGAUUCCAAAACAGCAAACACAUAUCGAAAGAAUACGGCUUUCACGAGUACGCCGAGUGUUUUCAUAUCUCAACAGAUGAAUUCGACGAGGCAAUAUUUUUAGAAGACUUAGCUCUGCAGGAGUUUGCACUGUUUGAUCGAUUCGACGAUUUACGCUUUCAGCAUGUCGCAAUGGUAAUGCACGUCUACGCGAAAUUGCACGCGGUCUCUUUUGCUAUAAAAGAUCAGGAACCGGAGGCUUUAGACAAAUUUCGAAAAAUUCAAGAUAUUUUUGAACAGCGAAAGGACGAUCCGAAUUUAAACAACUAUUUUGAGGGACUAAAGAAGUCUACACAAGCAUGCAUGGACGCAGAGAGUGACAGAUACCAAAGAGUACUUAUGAGAUUUUUUGAGCGUCCAUUCUUCGAUAUUUUUCUGGAACUGAUUGACGGUAAUAAAUACGAGCCAUAUGCAGUAGUAUGUCAUGGAGACUGUUGGAGCAAUAAUAUAAUGUUUAAGCAUAAGGACGGAAAAGUCAUCGCGUUACGUUUGUUGGAUUGGCAACUACUCCGUUACUCGUCACCAGUUACUGAUUUGAUGUAUUUUCUAUUUACCUGUACUUCGAAGGAGUUUCGAAGAGUAUAUUACGACGAAGUUCUAAACGUAUAUUAUGAAGAAUUGGUUAAGCACAUUUACAGGCUGGGAUCUAACCCAUCCAAAUUAUUUCCCCGAGAAAAAUUCAACGAAGAACUUAACAGAAGAGGAGCAGUAGCUCUACUUUUUGCAAUGAUUGUGCUCCCAAUUAUAACAAUUAAAAGUGAAGAUGUGCCGAAUUUGGAGGAACUAAGCGAGCGCGUAGAAACAGGCGAAUUUAUAAAUCUGAAAGAAUCAGGACUUCUUUGUAAGGGAAAUGUGGAUACAUACGGUAAGCGAAUGCGCGACGUUGUCAUUGAUUGUAUUGACUUUGGAUACAUAAAAUAAAUGUAAAUUAUAAUCUAAACAUCAAAACAAUAAA
Messenger RNA from Anastrepha ludens (Mexican fruit fly), 1322 nucleotides. RefSeq lists its product as uncharacterized. The record is from RefSeq and is a predicted model, not a curated record. The coding region runs from base 2 to 1288 and encodes 428 amino acids. Lineage: Eukaryota; Metazoa; Arthropoda; Insecta; Diptera; Tephritidae. The transcript is spliced from 4 exons.